Molecule: messenger RNA, 2762 nt
Organism: Bufo gargarizans (Asiatic toad)
Lineage: Eukaryota; Metazoa; Chordata; Amphibia; Anura; Bufonidae
Gene: SPIN1
Product: spindlin 1
Exons: 7
Coding region: 631-1452 (273 amino acids)
Biological process (GO): gamete generation
Source: RefSeq, a predicted model, not a curated record
GGACCCGGCGUCUAGUACCAAAUCUACUCUGGCCACAGACACGAAGAUAAAAAACGCGGCGGACAUGCGCAUUCCACUCUUACCGCUGCGGAGAGCGGGCUCCGUCUGCGCGUGCGCACAGCUCAGGUCUGCACCAACACAGGGAGGAGGGGCCCAGCUCUGUGGGGAUCAUUAUUUGGCAGGAAGGCGAGGCCUUAUCCUUGCAGGAGAGACCCUAGCACAGUGUAUACUAGCAGCCAGCUCCAAAUCUGGCAGCGUCUGAAGGGGGGAGGGAAGAGGGAGAAAACGAGAACUGGAGGGCUUGGAAGUUCAGGGGGGGAGCGGAGAGUGAGGCGGGAGCUGCUGUGCCAGAAAACAGCGCUGACGGCAUCUGACAAAGGAGGGAGGGGGGCGGCACGGGGGGCACUCGGCCGCACCGGAGCAGUGUCGCAGCCUUCUUGGGAGAAAGUGGAGGGAAACCCCUCUCGUUCUCGAGGUAAUUUGGAGAUAGCACUUCAUGGUUGAAGAGCCCCUUGUGCGGUGGAAGGAAAGGCUGUCUUUUUCAUGUAGACUGCAACUACUACAUCAAACUUGGAGUGACUAGUUUUCACCCUAGUUUGGCAGCAUUGCUGCCCUGGCAUACACAGAUGAAUGAAGACUCCAUUUGGAAAGGCAGCCGCUCAGCGAUCAAGAGCUGAUGCAGCACAUGCAGGUGUUUCUGCAAAUAUGAUGAAGAAAAGGACCUCUCACAAGAAACAUCGAAGCAAUAUGGGACCAAGUAAACCAAUCUCUCAACCAAGAAGAAAUAUUGUAGGUUGUAGAAUACAGCAUGGCUGGAAAGAGGGCAGUGGUCCAAUAACUCAAUGGAAAGGAACUGUUUUGGAUCAAGUACCAGUUAACCCUUCUCUUUAUCUUAUAAAAUAUGAUGGAUUUGACUGUGUGUAUGGACUUGAGCUUCACAAGGAUGAAAGGGUGUCUGCUCUCGAAGUUCUUCCAGACAGAGUUGCAUCAUCUCGAAUCAGCGAUGCCCAUUUAGCAGACACAAUGAUUGGUAAAGCUGUAGAGCAUAUGUUUGAAACAGAAGAUGGCUCGAAGGAUGAAUGGAGGGGGAUGGUACUGGCACGAGCACCCAUUAUGAACACAUGGUUUUAUAUCACCUAUGAAAAGGACCCUGUCUUAUACAUGUAUCAACUUUUAGAUGACUACAAAGAAGGAGACCUUCGCAUUAUGCCAGAUUCAAGACAUUCUCCAUCCAUGCCAAAGAAUGACAAAGAUGAUUCUCCUCCAGCUGAAAGAGAACCUGGUGAGGUUGUUGACAGCCUGGUGGGGAAGCAAGUGGAAUAUGCCAAAGAAGAUGGCUCAAAAAGGACUGGCAUGGUUAUUCAUCAAGUUGAAGCCAAACCCUCUGUUUACUUCAUAAAGUUUGAUGACGAUUUCCAUAUUUAUGUCUACGAUUUGGUGAAGACAUCCUAAGUAGGAUUGUGGACAGCCUUGCCAAACUUGUGGAUCUAAAUAGAUGUAAAAUUUGUAGAAAGACUUUGUUUUCUGGUUACAGAAAUGUUCAGAUAUUCCUGCGAACCCACAAUCCCUGGUGUUGCGUACUAAAGAAAGGGAAAAGUCAUCUUUCUUUGAAGAACAUACUUGCCCAUCUUUCUCUUAAACAGGAGCAAACCACUUUCACAGGUUGACAUGUUUGGAUCUGGAGGAUGCUACGUUUUUGAACAUGAAUCUUUAAAGCUGAAGGUGUCUCAGUGCAAAGACGAGCUGAAGGCGUCUCAAUGCAAAAACGAGCAAGCCCAGCCAUGCAGAUUACGAAAUAACAGGAUAGAUGUGUAUUUCUAAGCACUCAUUCCUUGCUCUACAGAGAACUGUUUGGUAUGUCUAACGUCCGUAAACUAGGUGUCCAAUAUUUUAGCUUUCAGCGUCUUUGUUGAAGGCCGUAGGGGUAAUUGAUACUUGUGCUGUGAGUCCCAGCAAAUCAUUGCACUGUGAAGUAUUGACUUCGUUCACACCAACUUUGUGCCAAAUACUUGGCACAAUCCAGUUGAGUAUCGGCGGGAUGUUAAUUGGCUGUAAAUUGGCCUGAAGCUCCACAUUCAAUAUGGCAACACUAGUGCAGCUGUGUAAAUGAGAGAAAAUGUAUUGAUGCAAAAAUAAAGACCUAACAUUUCCUAAUUUUUUGCUUUACCGUGGACAUAAUGUUUUAGAUUGUGGGGCAGUUCUGCACCAAGUUAAACUGUGUUGAAAGCAUAUUUCAGUGUUAUGUUUGUCUUGUGAGUGAGAAGUGUCUCUGCUUCCCACGUGUUUUUUUUUUUUUUUUUUUUAUUUCCCCCAGACCCUUUUUUUGGCUAUACCCUUUUUUUUUUUUUUUUUUUUUUUUUGUAAUUUGCUGCUGGUCACUUUGUAUUUCAAGUCCUAUCAAAAUUUUGUGCCCUUUAUGGAUUCGACUAUCUUAAAAAAUAAUUUGAGAAAUGCUGAAAAACAAGUGACAGAAUGGAAACAACAUUUUCCUAUCCGAUGUAGUAAAUCUUAAAGGGUUUCUGUCACCUAAAAAAUGGGUAUUAAGCUGGCUGACAUUAGCGAACAUAACUAUAUUAGUGCCGUCUCGCUGCCUAAAGCCUUUAUUGAGAAAACUGAACUUUUAUCAUAUGCUAAUUAUCCUCUAGGCCACGCCCUGUUACACUAUAUUGACAGGGGCAGGCAUCCAUGGUCUCCUACCUCCGGCCUUGUCUGCAGUGUAAAUCUCGCGCUGUUUAGUAUUCGGCACAGGCGCAGUGAGUGAA